Erigeron canadensis is the source of this 821-nucleotide messenger RNA. Its product is annotated as small heat shock protein, chloroplastic-like. Lineage: Eukaryota; Viridiplantae; Streptophyta; Magnoliopsida; Asterales; Asteraceae. Gene Ontology annotation, biological process: response to heat. The transcript has 2 exons. The record is from RefSeq and is a predicted model, not a curated record. Bases 62 to 784 code for a protein of 240 amino acids.
GCCAAGUGUACUAGUAGAAGCAUACAAGCAAAUAAGCAAGUAAGUUAUAGCUCAAAGUCAGAUGGCAUUUCCAUUGUUCUCUCAGACAAUCAUCACACCAAAAUCAAACCUUUCAUCUUUAGUUUUGAUACCAAAUAAACACAAUAGGAAACAAAACACAAUUAUCAAAGCAGAAGCAGGAAAUGGAGAUCAAUUACAAAGAACAAACCUCAAGACUCAACAACAACAAAAACAACCCAUUAAGAAAAGACUCACCCAAGCCCCACCAAUUGGAUUAUGGGACAGAUUUCCAACAGCAAGAACAGUACAACAAAUGAUGGACACAAUGGAAAGACUAAUGGAUGACCCAUUAUCAUACAACAAUGCAAUCAACAAUAUUGGCACAUGGGGUCCACAAGGAGAAGGCACAAGUAGUUACAGUAGAGGCAGAACACCAUGGGAGAUCAAAGAAGGUGAACAUGAUUACAAAGUCAGGUUUGACAUGCCUGGAAUGACCAAACAAGAUGUCAAAGUUUGGGUUGAAGAAAAAAUGUUGGUCCUAAAAGCCGAAAAAAUCGACAAAAACAACAUUAAUGGUGAAAGCAAUAAUGGGGAAGCAGCAGCCAUUGAUGAUGAAGGAGAUCAAUGGAGUGCUAAGAGUUAUGGAAAGUAUAGUUUUAGGAUUGCAUUGCCUGAAAAUAUACAGUUUGAGAAGAUUAAAGCAGAAGUUAGAGAUGGGGUUUUGUAUGUAACUAUUCCUAAAGCCCCUGUUUCUUCAAAGGUUUUGGACAUUAAUGUACAAUGAAUAAUGUAGAAUGUAUGUAAGUUGUUUUGUGUAACAA